Penicillium manginii is the source of this 1458-nucleotide messenger RNA. RefSeq names its product putative nucleoside transporter. The coding region runs from base 1 to 1458 and encodes 485 amino acids. The record is from RefSeq and is a predicted model, not a curated record. Gene Ontology annotation, biological process: transmembrane transport. The transcript is spliced from 4 exons. Gene Ontology annotation, molecular function: transmembrane transporter activity. NCBI's taxonomy places the organism in Eukaryota, Fungi, Ascomycota, Eurotiomycetes, Eurotiales, Aspergillaceae. Gene Ontology annotation, cellular component: plasma membrane; fungal-type vacuole membrane.
AUGGCCGACCUGGAACUUGACCCAGAGAAGAAACUCGAAGCGGAGGUGCGCCCCGUCGAAGAGGAAGAACCCGUCGCACCAAAGGGCAUUUUCGCAAAGGUCCACUACUAUGAGAAGUACCUGGAUCGCAAGAUGGGCAUCGAGUCCAACAGUCUUGACCGCGUGCACCCGGAGAACCGCCAUUCGCCCAGUCCGCAGGUCAUGGCUUUUAUGUGGGCGUCCGCGACGAUGAACAUCAGCUGCUUCAGUACGGGGUUUCUGGGCAAGGAAUUCGGGUUAUCUCUUGGUCAAACAAUUCCCAUCAUUAUCUUCGCCACUCUAUUAGGGGCCAUGGUGACGGGCUGGUGCGCGACGAUGGGGCCCGGGACUGGGUUGCGCCAGGUCGCUAUUUCGCGAUACUCAUUCGGUUAUUACCCCUCGUCUAUUAUCGCCUUGUUGAACGUUAUUGAGCAGUUGGGCUGGGCCUCUGUCAACUGUAUCACGGGUGGGCUAGCGCUCAGCGCAGUGUCGAAUGGACAUGUCUCGAUCGCCGUGGGCGUGGUGAUCGUCGCGUGUGUCAGUCUACUAUUCAGCUUCGUCGGACUGCGCGGUGUACUCCUCUACGAGAAGUACGCGUGGAUCCUGUUCUUCAUCAUCUUUAUGAUUAUCUACGGUGAAGCUGCGCAUCGCGCGAAUCUGUCUGACCCGCCGUCCGUCCACGGCUUGACUCGCUCGGGACAGGUUCUCAGCUUGUUCAGCGUUGUAUAUGGCUCCAGCGCGUCGUGGAGCUCUAUCGUCUCGGAUUUCUAUGUUCACUACCCCGUGAAUACCCCCAAGAUCAAGGUAUUCCUGUACACAACGCUGGGAAUCACGAUCCCGACUUGCAUUGGGAUGUUGCUGGGUGCUUGUAUCGCCUCUGCUCUGAGUGAGAAUCCUGAGUGGGCGGAGGCUUAUGAGGGCGGCAUUGGCGAGAUCUUAAAGGAGAUCAUCUACCCGAGUGGUUUUGCCAAGUUCCUUCUCGUUCUGCUUGUUCUCUCUGGGAUCGGCGUGAACGUUAUCGCCAUCUACGCCGGCGCACUAUCUGCGCAACUCUUUGCCCCGCCGUGCGCCAAGGUUCCUCGCGUUGUCUGGUCCCUCAUCGUAUUCAACUUCCUUUCCCUGUUGGGAUACUGGAAUACCUCUUUCUUCGUGAUCCUCUUCACCGAGCACUAUUACUUCCGAAAGGGCAAUCUCGCCAAUUACGAUCUCGACGCUUGGAACACCCCCUCGAAGAUGCCUGUCGGCUACGCCGGUCUCACAGCGUUCCUCUGUGGAGCGGCCGGGUGGAUUGUGGGCAUGGUGGAGACAUACUAUGUCGGGGCGUUGGCCUCGAUGAUAGGCGUGCAGGGCGGAGACAUAGCGAACGAGUUGGCGCUAGUCUUCACAGCGGCCUCGUACCUGCCCCUGCGCAUUUUAGAGCUGCGGUAUGUGGGCCGGUAG